Molecule: messenger RNA, 621 nt
Organism: Vespa crabro (European hornet)
Lineage: Eukaryota; Metazoa; Arthropoda; Insecta; Hymenoptera; Vespidae
Product: MICOS complex subunit Mic10-like
Exons: 5
Coding region: 235-489 (84 amino acids)
Cellular component (GO): mitochondrial inner membrane; MICOS complex; mitochondrion
Source: RefSeq, a predicted model, not a curated record
GAGUAAACCUCUCUGUGCGAUCAUCGUGAUUUAUUUGUGUAUUGGAAUGGUUCAGAAAAUCUGAACAUCAGUUAUAUACGUGUACAAAUAAGCAGUAAAUGCCGUAUAUAAUGGCGCUGCAAUGAGAAAAUAGGAUAUGGAAUUAAGGCCUUUGUAAACAAGAAUUAAGCCAAUUUAUUAAUAAAUAUUAAACGAACUAUAUAACAUAAUCUCUGUCACUGUAAAAACGGAAAAAUGGCUGCUACGUGGUCCAAAGAUGACAUUGGACGAAAAUGGGAUCGCUGCUUUGCAGACACCCUACUGAAAUUAAGUUGUGGAAUAACCAUUGGUGGAAUAGUUUCUCUAUUUUUUUUCAGGAGAAGAAUGUGGCCAGUAAUAAUUGGUGCUGGGUUUGGAUUAGGUACGGCAUAUUCUGAAUGUGAACGGGAAAUUAAUACAUUUUCAAAUCAAUAUGAACUUGAAAGUAAAUGUGAAGGAAAGAAAAAGUAGUACAUAGAAAAUGUUUUAGUGAACUAAAACAUUCAUUUCAUUGCUUAUAUGCCCUAGUACAUUUGUAAAGUAGCUACAUCUAUAAUUCAUUUAAAUCUAACAUUGUAUAGAAUAAAAUUCAAUUGUACUUUA